CUGCAGGUAGACUGAGCCAACUACAAGCUUGUCGCCAAGAAGUAGACGUGUCCCACUUUCCUCUUCAUCGCCUAAUUUGGAAGUGACAGAUGGAGGCAGACAUCACUGGCAACAUGGAAGAGAUGGCAUUAAACCCAUUUGAGCCUUACAUCGAGUCCAUACGCCGGCAACUGGAAGAGCAGGACCCGGUGUUUGUCAUUGGACUUCUCGUCGCUUUGGCGGUAGUUAUCAUCACCUGUGUCUUUCUCAGGUACUUUCUCACAAGCAAAACUGUCCAUAGUGCGGUGUUGCUGGUCGGGUUGUGUGACGCGGGCAAAACGCUGCUUUUCAGCCGGCUUCUGUCUGGAAAGUUUAAACAGACACAGACUUCCAUUACUGACAGUAGUGCUCAAUAUAAAGCGAAAAAUGACAGGGGAGCUCUCUGGACUCUGAUAGACCUGCCAGGUCAUGAUAGUCUGCGCCCACAGUAUUUAGAGAAGUUCAAGUCAGCAGCCAGAGCCAUUGUCUUCGUGGUCGACAGCGCCAUCUUUCAGAAGGAAGUGAGGGACGUGGCAGAGUUCCUGUAUGUCUUGCUGACAGACACCGUGAUAUGUAGGAACACCCCGACUCUCUUGGUGGCAUGCAACAAACAAGACGUCACCAUGGCAAAAUCUGCCAAACUGAUUCAGCAACAGCUGGAAAAGGAAAUGAACACACUGCGGGUGACUCGCUCUGCAGCACUCAGCUCCCAGGAUGGCUCUGCGGGUGGAAGCCUUUAUCUUGGGAAGAAAGGCAAGGACUUUCAGUUCAGCCAGCUGCCAAUGAAGGUGGAAUUCCUGGAGUGCAGUGGUCGUGGUAGCAAAGGUGAAGAGGGAGACGCUGACAUCCAGAACUUGGAGAGCAGCCUGGCUCAACUGUAAACAUCUGUAAACUUAAAAUGUGGACAUCAAGUCAGUAUCAACUAUCAUGUCAUCAAAGACUCUUGGGAAACUUGAAACAUGCAAUCAAAGUCAAAAUAUGACUAAAAGUUGAAUUAGCUAGAAGUAAUGAGUGAUUGCUCGCUUUGCAGUGCAAAUAUAAACACACUUCAAGUACUUCAAGAUGAAAAUAAGGCUCAAUUGAAUCAUGUCUGUACCUCAGCAUGAUUGGAAAAGUUUGCAAUUUCUUCAGUCACCUGGACAAGAAGCUUUGUGCCUUUUUAUAGCCCAACAAUUGAAUGUGUGUUGUUGUUGUUGAACAUAUUUGUAAUUAUAAAGCAAUUUACUUCUGCAAAAGAAAGAUUUUCUU
Nerophis lumbriciformis (worm pipefish) is the source of this 1266-nucleotide messenger RNA. It is a transcript of the gene srprb, whose product is annotated as SRP receptor subunit beta. Gene Ontology annotation, molecular function: GTP binding. Lineage: Eukaryota; Metazoa; Chordata; Actinopteri; Syngnathiformes; Syngnathidae. The record is from RefSeq and is a predicted model, not a curated record.